AAUAAUCCCGGUACGCCAGUGGCGGCGGCGGUGCGGCAGACCGCGGACGGCGCGGGCGCGCGAUCCGCAAUGAGCGCCCGCCCUAACAAACUCUUGCGACUCGAUCACAGCUCGUAGCUAAGUCAUAGAAACGCCAAGAGUUACAUCUGGAGUUGCGUGUACAUGCUUUACAUCCGAGUUAUCGUCGCGAGUGCAAAAUGUGGUUUCAAAAGUGACAGUGUUUUAAAUAUUUGCCAAUCAACGUCGUCUAUUAACGAUAGAUGACAGUUUGUUGUAAUGCAAGUGCAAAUGUGUUUUGCUAAAUAAAUAUUUUUUAUGAAUUUUAUUUUCAGCCAUGCUAACCAUUGAUCACGUCUUGUUAUUUUAAAAAUAAUAAAGCGAUAGUGUUCUGUGGUGAUUAUUCUGUGCCAGUCAGUCUAGACAUGUUUUUGUUAAAGUGUAUUGUGAUAUAACUAGUGCCCAAAUAAUACGUCAAAAUGAUGCAAGGCUUGUUGGACUCGCUGUACAAAAUAUAUACAGAUUGGCGCGCACCGAUGGCAGACGAAUCAGAAGCGGCGAGGGCACGGCGCGCGCCCGCGCCCCCGCCGCGGCAAUCCACGCGCCCCCCGGAGCCGCGCCCGCGGAUGCAAUCGGACCCGCGUAUACAACCUGACCCGCGAAUACAACCCGAUCCGCGAAUACAACCCGAUCCGCGAAUACAACCCGAUCCGCGAAUACAACCCGAUCCGCGAAUACAACCUGACCCGCGCAUGCAACCGGACCCGCGAAUACAACCCGAUCCGCGAAUACAACCGGACCCGUUGCGGUUGCCGGCGCCCCCACGGUUAAUCAGGCCGUCAGAGCACCUUGCCAUUGUUGAACGGGCGAUGGAGCGCCGGCCGCCGCCCCUGGUCCCGGCAGUGACAGUGUUGCAGGGUCCUCGGCCUCCGCUGCCGCCGCCGCAGCCCCAUCCUCCGGUGUACAGGCAUGUGGCGCCACCACCGUUGAGGAUGCCAGCUCCUGCACAGCCAGUCAUGAGGCCGCCACCUAGGAGAGAUGUUCAGCCCCAACCGUUAGCGCAAGCGCCACUGGCGCUGCCGCCUCCGACCGCUGCGCCCGCGCCGCCAGCCGCGCACGCGUCGGCCCCGCGCACCAUCGUCAUCCAGCGCCCCGACGCGCGGCACGGCUUCGGCUUUACGCUCAGACAUCUUGUAGUGUAUCCGCCGGACUCGUUACAGGUGGGUGAUCUAUACGAAGAUGCGCGCCACCUGGCGGUGGGCGCGGUGGGUGCGCCAAUGGACACGAUCUUCGUAAGGUCGGUGAGGCCGGGCGGGCCGGCGGCAGCGGCCGGAUUGCGCGCCGGCGACCGGGUGCUAGCCGUCAACGGCGAGCCGGUCGCUUGCGGCCGGUCCCGGGCGCCGUACGCCAGGGUCGUGCAACUGGCGCAACGGGAGCCAAGAAUAUUGAGGCUGACUGUCGUGCCUAGGGACCACGAUUUAUUGCAAAGGUAUUUCAGCGAAGCAGCUUACAACCCAGAAACAAACCAGCGCCCGCUAGACAUGCCAGCGCCAGUCACAGAACACGAGUCGCGAUUGUUCGACGCCUACCGGAGGCCUAGGGCUGCGCUGCCGGCCCCCCAGGCACCAGCUCGACAUCGCGAAGACCCAGAGUACGCCAGUGUGGCGUCCCUGGCACCCUCUAGGUAUGACGCCUCGCGUCUACCUGGAUCACCGCAUUAUCUAAUGCAUGAUGGCAGACGGGAGUCGGAUACUUCACUGCCAUCAUCGGCGACAGAGAGCAAAGACAGCCUGGGAUCCUUCGACUCGAACUCCACCCUGACAGGGCGAGAGCUGGACGACUCGAUAAUCCUAUCGCGAAUACGAAAAAGUCUUGAACAGAAGGAGGCGUUCCUCCGACGGCCGAGUCAGCCCACCGGGUGGGUCACACCCGAUGCCCCACCUCCCAUUAAGCAGAAAGAGUUCUACGCCAGGCCUCAGAAGCUGCAGAAGCCAGCGUGGCCACCUCCCGCGGCGUCUCCCCCCCUCGCCGCGUCACCACCCCCUCAAGCUCCACCACAGAACCAGGACAGAAAAGAAGAAUGUUCUGCAAGUGUCGACAGUGGCACUUACAGCGGCUAUGGUGAAGUGAAUGGAGCUCAAACCGACAAGAACAAGCCGAAACAGGACAAGAGUCAGUUCGUGUCGACGCUGUCGAAGAUACAGGAGACGGCGCCCAGCAUUCAGAGCACGAAUGUGGGAACUGUCAGUAAUGGAGCCACGGAGAAUAAGGAUGAUCCUAACCAGGAGAACAAAUACCCAGUCCCCGAGCUGCAGCUAGUAACAGCCCGGACGCGGCAGCUAGAAGAGGCGCGCGGCGGGUGGUCGCGGCGCGAGGUGGCGCGCAGCGAGCUGGCGCGGCUCAGCACCACGCGACUGGAGCCCAGCGUCGCGCUGCGCAGGAAGGAGUUCGAGACCCGCGCUGCCAGGAGGGAGGCGCGCUCUCUGGAUGUGCAGCCUCAAGAACUAGAACACGAGUCACCACUAGGCGGCAGCUUAUCAGGCAACCAGCUGAUGAUCACCGGCAGCAAACACUUACAUUGCCCACCGCCAGACGGAUAUGUGCCCGCAGAAACAGAAAAGGUUCAAAUGCGAACAAGGUCGAAUAGUACCGGAAGUGAUGGAUUACCCAUUAGAAGACAUCAUGCCACAGAUGGCAGUCACGCGAAGCGACGAAUGGGCCUGAACAAGGAACAGAUGGAGGCGAUGAACCGCGUGUCGCUGGCCGCCGUCAACGGCGACCGCGCGCGGCCCACGCAGCUCAGCCUGGCGCCGCCCGCGCCCGACUCCUCGGCCUCGGCCGCCACCUCGCCGUCGCCGACGCCUAGCACGCCCGCCGACUCAGGUUUUGCCGAUGAUUUGGUGACUAGAAGACAAAAGAAAGAUGCUCAACUUGGUGCAGAAGAAGAACGUGCCAUGCGAAGGGUUUCCUACUUGAAAGCUACAUGGGGAGACCGACUGCACCUGGACAGCGACGUGGAACCAGAGAAUGACCCACAGGGCCUCAGAGGACUGCGAAAGUGGCGCCCCCCUCGGUUCACGGAUGACAUAACUCCGCUGCUGCGAAUAUUCGACCCGCAAGCUGUCCUCCCCGCGCGCACUACGAAGAAGGGAGAAGAAGAGAUAGCAGAGAAUGCAGUGGAGGCCACAGAGGGAGACGUGCAGGGCAAUGUGCAGAUCAAAAUGGUGGUCAGUAAUGGAAAGCGCGCGAGUGACAGAUCUUGGAAGCAGGUGUGGGCAGUGCUGCACGGGACCAAGCUGUACCUGUACCGACACCAUCCUAGUCAGAGCCCCGGCGCGGUCAGCGGCGGCGGCACGGAGGCACAGCCCGGCUCCAGAGACGCCCUGGACGUGCGCUACUCCCUGGCGGCCCUCGCCGACGACUACACCAAGAGGAAACACGUGGUACGGGUCACCACGGCCGCCGGCGCUGAGCUAUUACUACAGGCUGAAGGUGCAGCCGACGCGCAGCGCUGGUUGGCGGCGCUCAGGCGCCACUCGGCGGAGCCCCCGCCGGCCGAGCCCGCGCCCGCGCAGCCCGCGCCCGCGCCCGCGCCGCUACCCGCGCCCGACUGCCCCUCCCCACUCCCGCCACAACGCAGUAAGAAAAUCGGCAGGAACAGGUCUCCCACUGGCCCACCGACGCCAACUCUACCGUCGUCUCCGAAGAACAAGACGUGGAAGGGCCGCAUGGCGAAGCAGCUGCGGCGCAUGCACGGCGGCGCGGCGGCCGCAGCGGCCCCCGCCGCCGGCUGGCUGGGCGCGCCGCUCGAGCGCUGCCCGCACGACCCCGAGCACCCGCUCGUACCACGCGCGGUUACAUUACCUGCACAUGCCGUUGAGGCCUACGGUCUCCGUACAGUAGGAGUGUACCGGGUGCCCGGUAACGCGGCGGGCGUGGCGGCGCUGGCGGCGGCCCUGGACCGCGGCGAGCCCCCGCCCGCCGCCGACGCGCGCUGGGCCGACGUGCACGUGGCCUCCAGUCUGCUGAAGGCGUAUCUACGGAGGCUGCCCGACCCACUGCUCACUGCAGACCUGUAUCCCGCCUUCAUUGCUGCCGACCGGUCGCCCGAAAGAGCGCGGGAGCUACGUCGUCUAGUCCACGCACUGCCCGACGCACACUACGAAACACUCAAGUACCUGAUCCAACAUUUGCGCAAAGUGGUUGCGCACUCCGCCUACAACAAAAUGGAGGCGAGAAACUUGGCCAUCGUGUUUGGGCCAACGUUGGUCCGCGCGGCCAGCGACGACAUGUUGGCCAUGGUCAACGACAUGUCCAGCCAGUGUCGCAUCAUCGAGUCCUUCCUCACACAUUACGAUUGGUAUUUCGAGGAAGAAGAGGGUGAACCCCCCGUAGAUCCCCCCACCAGCGCGGAGGAGCUGUCCCCCGCGCCCGCGCCCUCUCGAGACCUGUUAAUACAUAACGUUAAGAAGAUAGAAGCUUUCCAUAUUCCAGGCAAGGACGUGUCGACGCGAGACAUAGUGUCCUCCAUCAUAUCGGCGGCCAACCGCAAGAUCCAGCGCAAGCCGCGCUCCAAGCCGGAGAAGAAGCUGGACGACAAGCGGUCGGACGUGUCGCCGGGGGGCUCGCCGCCCAGCUCGCCGCUCACCUCGCCGCCGCACCACCUCACCACCUCGCUGGCGGACUACGACGGCCUCAACCACAAGUACAGCAGGACGCAGGAUGGCAAUAAAAUUGAACUGGAGUCAAUGCAAGCGCUGGGCCGCGGUCGUCAAGAACUCUCGCGGCAUACUCACGCGCUCACCAACUUCUCAAUAGAUGGAACCGGAGACUUGGUGUCGUCUCUGACCAGCACGUUCGACCAGAAGUUGCGGACGCUGAACAACUCGUCCCCGCUCGACGACGGCAGCAUCCCCUACGCCGACGAGUGCCAGGACGAGACCGAGGAGGGCAAGUCCACCGCCAGCUCCCCGUCAGAGGGCGCCAGCGAGAGGGAGGAGCGACUGUCCCCCGCCGCGCGCGCCCACGAACUCAAGGCCGCCUGGCUGGCGCGGGACCACCGCCACUCGUCCUCGUCCAGCGCCGACGAGCCCGAGCGCGCCUGGCCGCGCCGCCACGCUCGCGAUGAUCCCGACGACUCGGAGAAGGAAAACUGCCCACGACGGGACGAGCCCGACUCUGCCGAGCCGGCCACCGAACCUGCGCCCCGCGAUAACAAGCGCAACAGUGCUGCGCUGGAAGCCGUGCCAGCCUCGCGGCCCGCUGAAGAAGAGGGCGCCAAGCUGAAGCGCUCGGCGUCCCUGUCCCGCGAGCCGGGAGCGCGCGUGCUGCGGUCGGAGAGCCUGAACUGCCGCGAGGCGGGGGCGCGGCCCGAGCGCCGCGAGCUGCCCGCCGUGCGGCGCCGGGACGCGGGCGCCUGGCGCUCCACCAAGCUCAAGCGCAAGAACGGCAUGCCCGAGCGGGGCAUCAAGCGGCGCCACACGGUGGGCGGCACCAAAGACUUCGACAAGGACGGCUGGUCGGCGCGCCACACGCGCACGUCGUCGCCCGACCUGUCGUCGGACGUGACGUCAGACCUGGCGGGGCUGGCGGACCUGCCCAGCGUGUGGCCGGCGCCGCUGGUGCCGCCGCCGCGGCCGCCGCUGGAGUCGCACGUGUGACGUCACACCAGCUCGGUCUAGGCGCGCGGCGGCACGUGGCCGAGGACUCGGAGUGAUGCAGUGGACAUUCACCACGGAUACGAAGUGUCGCGGACAGUGGCCGCGACCGACCCUAGGAUCGACUAUGAAAAGUACACGUCUUUAGUUUACGACCCUUCCGGUGCCUACCUGUUCGAGUGGUGCUGACUUGAUAUAGUUUUCUUUUGUGCUGACGCAGAACGAACCUUCUUAUGAAUUAGUUUGAAUUAUAUAACAAAACGAACAUAGUAUUCUACUAUUCUAAAUCGUCUAACAGAAGUCUGAUUUACAUUUAUCCAUUACCACGUCGAUACUAACAGUUCGAAACUUCAUUUCGAGAGAGGCUAUUAUUUGAUUCGAUUCAAUUGACUGAAUAGAUUAGGUCACAAAUAUCUAUCUAUAUUGUAUAAUAUUACGAAUGAUUAUAAUACUCAGAUUCGUUUACUUCCUUAGCAUGUUGACAAUUUUAAAUUCCAUGCGUAUUACAAGAUGAAAAUAAUUUUAUUAUCUCUAACUGAGGCGUAGGUUAUAGUUAUAAUAUUAUAUCUAUAAAUAAAAAGUGAUUCAAAUGAAAAUUAUGAAUUCAGUAGUGCAAUACAUUUUAAAAGCGUGGACUAGAUGGAAACAAUCGGUAAAACAAGAAUUAAAUCUAUUAGUGCAAGUCUUAACGAACUUAGCUCACUAAAUAAUGCCAAAGAAUGAUAUGAAACUGACAUAGUAACAGAACGCAUGCGCGGAGCGUAUCAGAGUGAAGGAACGAAUCGGUGAACGGAAUGCAAGGAUUAAGAUGGUGUCGCCCCGACGACACACGACUAUAAGAUCAAGGAGACAACGUCGCACUAUACUUACACUGUGAAACAUCGGUACCGACGAGUACCGCGGCCGAGAGCCUUCCACAAAUCUACAUUAUUUGUUUGUAGUGUAACUCCCUUUGUAGAUUUACAACUACUUUUUACGGAGUUACUGUGGAACUGUGAAGUUUAUGAGUGCAAAACUAAAUGCAUAAUACAUUAAAUUAGUGCUACUAGUAUGUAGUUAGAGCAGACAGAAAGUUAAUUAGCUAUGGUGCCUGCGGGCUUAAUAUUUAACUCGUAUGAUAAGUGAUGGGAUGUACCGGCGGUGCACGACAAUCUGACCACACUACUACAACACCACUUAGAUGUAAGGCGUAUACAUAAGGAUAUAUCGUAGGUUCUGGACUCGUAAUAGUGUUUAUUGAAUCAAUUAUUACAACAAGCAUACAUCACCUACUUGCCUUCGCAAUAGUUUUAGCUGAUUCGAUUUUUAUGCACAAUUCUCAAUUGUAAUGUUUAUAGAUAACUUGUAUGAAUUAAAGUUACCUUGUGUCACCCUUUGACAACAAAUUAUGUGAGUACGACGAUGAUUAAUUAGAUUAUAUUGUCAGAAUUUUGUAGAUUGUAAACGCUUUUAUUUCAAUUACAAAAUAUGAUGGAGGUGUUUAAAUUGUAAAUAUGAAUGCAAUACCUAAUAAUGUAUAAUGUUAAAGAUAUUCACUAUGGCGGUAACAAUAGUAACAUAUGUACGUGUGUGCCACCUCGGCCGAGUAACUGCUACUAACAGACGUAAACACUACAUUACAGUGAUAAUAAUAAAGUGAUCCCUCUUAGCUUUGUAAAAAUUGUACAUUUCUUUUAUCAUUAAUUUAUAUUAAAUUUGUUAUCGUAGCUUUGUUGAAUGCAAUUAUUUUUUAUUGUUUUGUUUAUCAAAGAAGUAUUUUAGGCUAAAUUCAAUUGUUAUUUAUUUGUGAGAGAUGUAAAACGUGAUUCGGCACAAUUUCAUUUUGGAAUAGAAAAUCUUGUAAAUAUUUUCGUCGGCAAAAUAAUGUUUUAGACUUUCGUUCUUUAACUUUUUAAAUUUUAUACCAUCUUUUACGUUAAGACGAUCUCAAGUUUGUUGAAUGUUUGCAAAGCGUUCCUUUUAAAGUUUUAUUUGUAAAUAUAUCAUUUAAUGUAGGAACAGUGAAUUUACUAAUUUUACUGAAUUACAUAUUGUACGUAGACGGUAGGUGGCAGUAGUGAGCCGCUCGUUUCAUAAUAAAAGACAUGUUUCAGCCGGGCCGGCUCGCCAGUGUCUGCUUGCAACAGAUUUGUAUUCAAAUAAUCUAUUCAUGUUCUUCGUGUAAUCAGCUAUGGAAUUCAAAUAAACACCUUUAAAGACAUUUGCAAAUAUGGAUGAAUCCACAUUUUCAAUAUUUGUCAUUGUGUAUAUUUUGGAGCAAUGGAAAUAAAAUAUUGAAUCAAUUUAA
This is a messenger RNA of Spodoptera frugiperda (fall armyworm), 7941 nucleotides long. RefSeq names its product rho GTPase-activating protein 23 (gene RhoGAP19D). Bases 477 to 5657 code for a protein of 1726 amino acids. The transcript has 25 exons. NCBI's taxonomy places the organism in Eukaryota, Metazoa, Arthropoda, Insecta, Lepidoptera, Noctuidae. Gene Ontology annotation, biological process: signal transduction. Gene Ontology annotation, molecular function: protein binding. The record is from RefSeq and is a predicted model, not a curated record.